AUGCAAGUGCAGCACGGGCGCAUUGCGGAGACGGGGCAGAUGAGCUUGGAUUCUCUGCUGGGGCAGGCUCAAGGCAUCGUGCUUGCCAUGCGGGAAGUCGCUCCUGAGGCGUUCUCAACCUCGCCCGAGGUUGCUUUCGCCAUCGUGUUUGCCUUCCUCCACUGCUGUGCGAAUGGCAAGCACGUGCUCCGAGGAGUACGGCACCAUAUGUUUGAGCAUUGCGCUGGAGUGAGGCGCAAAGAGGAGACUGUUUUUGAUGCCCACAAGGCUCGCGUGGACAAGGCCGUGGAGCAUCAAAUCGAAAAGAAUUUCAGCAUGGCGAGCAGCCUCACUCCCCACUGUGUACCCUUCAUUGUUCCAUUGCUCCUUACGAGGCAGGACACGAAGGUGUUUCUCUUGCAAGCAUUCCUUGCGUACGUGGUACAGAGCUGCCAAAACCUCAAGCUUAUCACGAUGUCGGCCCGUCGCAUACGCCUUUUCGCGCAAUUGUUUUACUUCAACUGGAUGCUGUAUGGUUGGGAGAGGCGCUUUGCAGAUGGCCCCGAGGCUUCCAUGAUGCUUUCCGCAAUGACCUUCUGCCGGAUUUUUCUGGUAGUGCUCCAAAUCGAGAGCAGCCUUCACAUCCCCGGUCAGACUGCGAUCACUGCUUCCCUGGUCCUGUCCAAGUUGCACGCAUGCGGCUGCACCUCGAGUGUUGCCUUUUUAGCCCUGUCCGAGGGCUUCACUUUGGUCAUGGUCAUCGGUCUAUCCAUCAUCUUGGAGUCGAGCCUGAGAGGUCAUUUUGCGGCACAGCUGAGGUCGACGGAUGCUGAGGCGAUGGUAUCCGGGUUCCGACGGAUGCUGCGUGGCAUUUGUGAUGGUGAAGUCUUGCUGGAUGGCAGCCUUUGCAUCAAAGGCCACAACACUUGCUUGCAGAGGAUCAUGUCGAGGCCAGUCGAGGCCAACACCCACUUCCCGGAUCUUUUGGUGGACUCCAAAGAGGAGCAUCGACGCCUCCAUGACUUCAUCAAGACCUCCUCGAAUGUUGGGGAGGACACAGCUGGCACUCCACCCUGUCUGCGGGUCUCCCUGCAAGGUAGUGCCCAAGUCAGCGUGGGUGUGGAUCUUUUCCACGUCCCUCUUGCCAAUCUCUACGGCUCUGAGAGCACUUAUCACCUUCUGGCCAUGAGGCAGGACACCGAGCCUGAACCAAUCCCUGAUGCACGUCCUUCCGACAUCCCGCGCCAGCUUAUUCGCAAGCCCGAGUUUUAG
Molecule: messenger RNA, 1251 nt
Organism: Symbiodinium necroappetens
Lineage: Eukaryota; Dinophyceae; Suessiales; Symbiodiniaceae
Source: the annotation of a GenBank genome assembly